Molecule: messenger RNA, 978 nt
Organism: Cataglyphis hispanica
Lineage: Eukaryota; Metazoa; Arthropoda; Insecta; Hymenoptera; Formicidae
Exons: 3
Coding region: 111-710 (199 amino acids)
Source: RefSeq, a predicted model, not a curated record
UUAUUAAAUAUUAAUUUUAUUUAUUUUAUUUAGAUUUUAAAAAUAUUAAUGUAAAUCAUUGUAUACACGUGUCACAUAAAUUCAAUAAAUCGUACACAGGUGGUGGAAAAAUGAAUAUCAUCGGAGAUGACCCUAUUGCUGAAAUGGUCAAAAAUAUUAUUCAGCCAUCGGUUGAAGGUUUACAAAAUAGAUUUGACAGCGAUUAUAUGCCAGACACAGAUGAUCUACAGUACAGCAAAGAAUUGGAAAAUAAAGACUGUUAUCAAGUUGAGAUGCUAGAAGAAGAAAAUUUAAAUGCAAUAACUUGGGCUGAAUGGACACCAGCUAAGCUGAGUUCUGAAAAAAGCAAAGAAUUGCAAUUUUCAAACAACAAUGAAAAUAACGAUAAAACUGACAACUCAUUGUCAUUUGAAGAUAUCGAAACAUUCUGUACACAAUCUUCUAGUAAGAAAAACUGUGAUCCUCCAACAAAUAAUUCAUCACAACCAAAUUUGAAACGUAAGAAAUCAAAACAGCUUGAAGUAACUUCUUCCAAACAAAAUGAACAGUUUUAUGAUCUUGCACAAUCUAAAUUAGAGUUAGUGGAAUUAAUGAAAGAAAAUUUUCGUAAAAUAUCGCCAAUACAAAUAUCAAUUUACGAAAAACAAUUAGAAAAAGAAAAACUUUAUGUUGAAAUGCUUAAAAAACAAUUGAAAUUUUAUGAAAAAUAAAUUUGUUUCUUUUUUCCUUAUGUCUACAGUUUCAAUUUGAAUGAUAUUGAGCAUGUUCUUAUGUUAAAAGUUUUUAUAUUUAUUGAAAUUAUUAUUUUAUUUUAUACUGAAUACCAAAGAAACUGUAAAUUUUUAUUUUAAAGUUUAUUUCAAAGAAACUAUAAAUUUUUAUUUUCAAGUACCAAAGAAGAUUCUUUAUUAAUUUUUAUUGAUAGGUAUCAGUAAGCAAAAUAUAUAAUGAAAUAAUUUAUUUUCUGUUAAUUAGAUA